Metarhizium acridum CQMa 102 is the source of this 1323-nucleotide messenger RNA. RefSeq lists its product as uncharacterized. NCBI's taxonomy places the organism in Eukaryota, Fungi, Ascomycota, Sordariomycetes, Hypocreales, Clavicipitaceae. Gene Ontology annotation, biological process: secondary metabolite biosynthetic process. Gene Ontology annotation, molecular function: oxidoreductase activity. The record is from RefSeq and is a predicted model, not a curated record.
AUGAUGACGAGGGUAGCUCAAUCAAACGGUGCACAAGCUCAACGGAGCCAAAAUCAGAACAAUGACAAGACUACCACCGAUUUGUCUCUUAAUAUUGCAGUAAUCGGAGCUGGCAUUAUCGGGGUCAUGACGGCUCUUGGACUGCUACACGCAGGCCAUAAGGUGACUGUAUUCGAAAAGGCUGACGACUACGCCGAUGUGGGUGCUGCCAUGGCAUUCACUGGCGUGGCGCGAGAGUGUAUGCAAAGACUGAAUCCCGCCAUUCUCGAAGCUUUGCAACGUGUCGGAGAGACGAACCGUCACCGGAUGAAUCGCUACUGGGACGGCUUCAGUCCGGCUAGCAGUGAGGCGGCGCGGUCGGAAGAGUCGUUGCUCUUUCAGCAAUCGGCUCGUGAAUUGGACUAUACGGGGUGUCUUCGUUCGUCCCUCGACAGCUAUUCUGAGGAUGUUGCAGGUGUUGAGCUUCGGUUCGCCGACGGCAGCACCGUGCAAGCAGACGCAGCCUGCGAUGGAAUUCACUCCAAAGCGCGGCGACUCUUGCUGGGAGAAGACAAUCCAGCGUCACGCCCAAGCUUCACCCACAAAGUCGCCUACCGAGCCAUCAUCCCCAUGGCCGAUGGCAUCGCGGCUCUCGGCGAAGAUAAAGCCAACAAUCAAUGCGCACGCAUGGGUCCGGAUGCCCAUCUGCUUUCAUUCCCCGUAGCCCAAUGGACUCUCUCAAAUGUAUUCUUAUUCUUGCAUGACCCUAAGCCGUGGCCGAACCCGCACAAGACAACAAUGGAAGUCGACAAGUCUGAAAUCGUCCCGGUCCUGAACAAAUGGGGCCCCGAUGUUCGCCAACUGCUCCAAAAGUUACCUGACCGAGUGUUUGCCUGGGCCAUUUUCGACACGGCUGACCACCCUGCCGACACCUACGCCCGAGGACGUGUCUGUCUGGCCGGCGAUGCCGCCCAUGCCAGCAGCCCGUUCCACGGUGCCGGUGCGUGCAUGGGAGUAGAGGAUGCCCUGGUUCUGGUCUCGGCUCUGGACACUACCUUGUGUUCCAUGAGCAAUGGCGCCAGCAAGAGCAAGGCAGAGGCCAUAUCCGCAGCAUUUCAAGGGUAUAGCGCAGUCCGCCUCAAGCGCUCCCAGUGGCUGGUUCGCAGCUCCCGUGACAUGGGCGACAUUUAUGAGUGGAGAUAUCCGGCAACGGGAAACGACGCUGUCAAGAUCAAGGACGAGAUUGAGAGCCGGUCGAGGAUUCUCUGGGAUUUUGAUGUGGGAGACAUGGUGGCCAAGGUGCGGGCAGAGUGCCAACAGGGGAUGAAACUGAAUACGACGUAA